CGAGGCACCGCCAGUUUCCUCCCCCUUUUUGACUUAAUUUACUUAGAGAGACGACUAGGUGACGGUUGUAAAUAACGUCAAUUGGGUUCCAACAUCACUGUUUGACUAUCAAUUUCUUACAGCUAGCUGGUCUGGCAGCUCUUGAACCACAUUGCCUUCCAAUAUCCCCUAAACAUAGCUUAAACCCAGUCAAACGGUGUCACAAUGUCGAACCUGUUUUCCGGAAUAAAUGCCCGGCUGAGGGGAGCUUCCAGCAAACCUAGCCCCAACAGCAAGAGUCCGAUAUCUCCAACAUCGGAGGACGGCAAACUGAACUCUCCUGGGGGCCUCUCUCAGAGGAGUCUUUCGUCAAGCAACCUUUCUUCUCCCUCUUCCAAACUCCCACCUGUCCCUGCAUCUCCGUUACCACCAACCGCCAACAUGACCGGUUCCACAGACGAUGAACUGGCCGCCUACCACCUCCCGAAGCCGCUCCCGCUUUGGCUCAACCCAGCCUACGCCAAGCAGAUCGUGAAAGGCAACUUUAUGACCCUCAGUCGUCGACCUAAGGCGGUCGAGCAGGGUGAAUGGGUUGCCUGUCAAGUCGUGGAGCACUAUCGUAACCUCUGGAACUUUGUCAGCAUUGUGUACCAGAAGGAGGAGAAUGGCCAGAGCAUCUGCAACCCGACCACAUGCCCUCGCAUGUCAGCUGGAGGUAACCACUCCUACACAUGGCUCAACAACCGUUUUGAGCCCAUUGAGCUUCCUGCCUACGAGUACAUGACGCUUAUGCAACGCUGGAUCUCUGGCAAGGUCGACGACGAGAAGGUCUUCCCCACCAACCCUGCUGGUGUCUCGUUCUCUCAGCACCAGCAGCUCACACCUUCGGCCAUCGCCACCGACGGAUUUGACGAGUACAUUGGAAAGCGUAGUGGGUUUCCCAAGGAGUUCUCGACUAUUUGCAAGACCAUCUUCACCCAGAUGUUCCGCGUGUACGCCCAUCUCUACUGGGCCCACUUUGUGGAGCCCUUCUACCACCUGAAUCUUGAGAAGCAGCUCAACAGUUGCUUCAGUCACUUUGUGUUGGCUGGGAUGGAGAUGGCCAUGCUCACGCCGCAGGAGCUGGAGCCGAUGCAGCCUUUGCUUAACUUGUGGGCUGCCAACGGAACCUUCCCUCCGGACUCCAAGGCCUAUGAGAGUGCUAACCUCAAGGCCGGUAAUCGGCUGCUGCAGCUGGCGGGCAUGGCUUGAACUGGGGAGGGAAGCAAGGAGUACAUGGUGUUGCAUAUUUCGUCUGUCACAGUCUGAUCUGGUCUUUGCUUAGACUCUAGUUUGCAUGGUCUCGGAGUUGAGGGGGUUAACAGCAAUUCUUAACAUCUUAGAUAGGGAGUCCAACACUGCAGAGUUUCCUCGAGAUGAUUAGACUUUCAGGGAUCAUCCCAUGUUUGU
This is a messenger RNA of Podospora pseudopauciseta, 1428 nucleotides long. RefSeq lists its product as uncharacterized. The transcript has 4 exons. Gene Ontology annotation, cellular component: cytoplasm; nucleus. NCBI's taxonomy places the organism in Eukaryota, Fungi, Ascomycota, Sordariomycetes, Sordariales, Podosporaceae. The coding region runs from base 205 to 1230 and encodes 341 amino acids. Gene Ontology annotation, molecular function: protein kinase activator activity. Gene Ontology annotation, biological process: signal transduction; cell division; positive regulation of protein phosphorylation. The record is from RefSeq and is a predicted model, not a curated record.